Molecule: messenger RNA, 1227 nt
Organism: Thlaspi arvense
Lineage: Eukaryota; Viridiplantae; Streptophyta; Magnoliopsida; Brassicales; Brassicaceae
Source: the annotation of a GenBank genome assembly
AUGGUAGCUCAACCGGAUGUACCCAAAUCUGAGUCCCGGUCAUCGCAUACCGGUAACAAAACCUCUGAUGAUGGCUACAACUGGCGCAAAUACGGGCAGAAACAAGUCAAAGGAAGCGAAAACCCGAGGAGUUACUUCAAAUGCACUUACCCAAACUGCCUCACCAAGAAGAAAGUGGAGACCUCUCUUGUGAAGGGUCAUAUCAUUGAGAUUGUCUAUAAAGGAAGCCACAACCAUCCCAAACCCCAAUUCGCAACGAGAUCAGCUUCCACUGCAGCGACUAAUGACGGCAAGCCCCAUCAGAGUAGCAGUUUUGGAGACGGUCAAGAAUUUGGUGAAGAUGAAGCAGAUGCCAAGAGAUGGAAAAGAGAAGAGACUGUGAAGGAGCCGAGAGUGGUGGUUCAGACAACAAGUGAUAUCGACAUUCUCGACGAUGGGUACAGAUGGAGAAAGUAUGGUCAGAAAGUUGUCAAGGGAAAUCCUAAUCCAAGGAGCUAUUACAAGUGCACAUUUACAGGAUGUUGUGUGAGGAAGCAAGUGGAGAGAGCAUUUCAAGACGCAAAAUCUGAUGCAAUGGCUUCUCCGCUUCUCCCGACUUCUACAGCUCCUGAUCAUCAUCUCCCCAGCGGCGAUCCGCCGUUGCUGACCUCUCUACGCGUCCUCGUGUCUCGCGUUCUAGCCUCCGUUCGUCACGCUUCCGCCGACGCAAGGCCCUGGACGGAGCUCGUUGACCGGUCAGCGUUUUCCCGGCCGCCAUCUCUCACGGAGGCGGCGUCGCGAGUAAGGAAGAACUUUUCCUACUUCAGAGCCAAUUACAUAACCUUAGUGGCGAUCUUGCUCGCCGCGUCUCUCCUCUCGCACCCUUUCGCUCUCUUCCUCCUCGCAUCGCUGGCCGCUUCAUGGCUUUUCCUAUACGUUUUCCGUCCUUCGGAUCAGCCGUUGGUGAUCGGUGGUCGAACCUUCUCUGAUCUGGAGACGCUAGGGAUGCUCUGUCUUUGUACUGUGGUGGUGAUGUUCAUGACAAGCGUCGGAUCGCUGUUGAUGUCGACUCUGGCCCUUGGGAUGAUGGCGGUGGCCAUCCACGGCGCGUUUCGUGCUCCGGAAGAUUUGUUUCUUGAGGAACAAGAAGCCAUUGGAUCUGGUCUUUUUGCCUUCUUCAACCAAACCGCCUCAAACGCAGCUGUCGCUGCCAUCGCCACCUCCACAAUGUCACGCGUUCGAGCCUGA